Messenger RNA from Caenorhabditis remanei, 681 nucleotides. RefSeq lists its product as uncharacterized. The coding region runs from base 1 to 681 and encodes 226 amino acids. The transcript is spliced from 3 exons. The record is from RefSeq and is a predicted model, not a curated record. NCBI's taxonomy places the organism in Eukaryota, Metazoa, Nematoda, Chromadorea, Rhabditida, Rhabditidae.
AUGACAUUCCUUGAAACCGAAAUGUCGCGUUGCAUUCCGAAAAGUUUUGGAAAAACUCCUACGCCAAGUUUCGGCGUCUCAAACAAUUCGAACAAUUCGAACAACUCAAACAACUCGAACAACUCAAACAACUCGAACUAUUCUAACAAUACUAAUUUCGAAAACAGUACAAAAUCUUUCAAAACGAAGAGCUUUGGUCCUCCUGCUCCUUUUUCAGGCUCUCCGGCUCCAAAGCGUUCGAUUUUCAAAUACGCAGUCACUAUCAAGUAUACAUUUACGAAACGAAAUGGUACUCAAGAAUCGCUCGACUUUUCAAAAUCAAUAAAAAACGGAUCACUGCUGGAACAUGACAAGAAUAGAUGUAAACGUGUCUACAAAGUGGCAGUGAAAAUUUACGAAGAACGUCUUCAAGGCGGACCAUUCUACUACGACUGCCAGUCUACACUCUACAGUUCAACAAAACUUUCGAACGAGGAUAUCCACUGCGUCAUCUUCGACGGAGUCUCCAAACGUCCAAAUUUCGUCAAAGCAGAAUUCAUUUUCGAGAGACAAAACGAGCCAACAGAGAUCCCACUAAACCAGUUCCCCCAAGAAAUCGCGAAUUCGACUCCGUCGGAGCACUUCAAAACCAAUACCGGUACUCAUUAUCUUCUUAACCGAAAACCGGCUAGAAAUCUUUGA